CAGCUAUCUCCUCAACCUCAGCCACAGUCUGAGAAGAGUCAAAAUCAUAGCCGAGUAUCUCCAACCAACAACAAAUCCGAGAAACAAACAGAAAACCAAAAAACUAAAGACGAAGAGGUUCAUGUGUCGUCUGUUGUUCUGAAAAUGGCUCUGCAUUGCCAGGGAUGUGUGGACAAGAUUCGCAAGAUUGUGUUGAAAACCAAAGGUGUUCAAGAGAUGGCCAUAGACAAGGAAAAGGACACUGUAACUAUGAAGGGGACAAUGGACAUGAAAGCUCUUAUGGCAAAUUUGAUGGAGAAGCUUAAGAGGAAGGUUGAGGUGGUCCCUCCCAAGAAAGACAAGGAAGGUGCUGGUGGCGAGAAGAAGAAGAAGGGUGAUGGUGGAGGAGAUAAUAAUGAGAAGAAUGAGGAGGAAGGAGGAAGAAUAGAGCAGGGUAGGAUGAAGUAUUUGGCACCUGCAACUGGCUUUGGUUAUGGGUAUGGUAAUAUUGGCGGCUAUAACUAUGGGCAAGUCCACCCAGAACAGUUCUACUAUCAGUUUAAUGCACACCCACCACAGAUGUUUAGUGAUGAGAACCCAAAUGCUUGCUCUGUCAUGUGA
Molecule: messenger RNA, 600 nt
Organism: Gastrolobium bilobum
Lineage: Eukaryota; Viridiplantae; Streptophyta; Magnoliopsida; Fabales; Fabaceae
Product: heavy metal-associated isoprenylated plant protein 3-like
Exons: 5
Molecular function (GO): metal ion binding
Source: RefSeq, a predicted model, not a curated record